GAUCGAUGACAGCUUUGAAGCCAUCAGCGCACGAUUACAACUGACCUGCAAUUUGCCUCAACUUACACGUAACAUGAGCUCUGCACUUGACCUUCCUGAACCCGUUUUCUAUCUUCCACCCUUGAAUUCUAUUUCAGACGAUGAAGAUGACGCGCCCAAACAGGGUCGGCCUCUGGAAGAGAUCGGCCCUUUGAGAGUCUCAUCACUGGUCUUCGGCGCAGCGGCGUGGUCGCACUUUUACAACGACGAGGCCUAUCUAGCAAGCGACAUCCCAAUUCGUACUACGCGUCUGGCGCUGCGUUAUGGCAUUCGGUCAUUUGAUACGUCUCCCUACUAUGGAUCCUCCGAGAUCGUUCUCGGAACGGCACUGAAGGGGUUGGAGGCCGAGUUUCCUCGCGAAUCUUACAAAUUGAUGACAAAAUGUGGACGCUAUGGCUCGUCCGAUUUCGAUUAUUCUCCGAAGACAAUCAGGCGCAGCGUCGAACGCAGUUUGGCCAGGUUUCAUACCACCUAUCUUGACACAGUGUAUCUACAUGACAUUGAGUUCGUCGCCACCCCUGUCGCCCUGCGUACAGAGGGCGUACAUCUCGGCGCGCUUGGAUCGGAGGCGGAAGCAUAUGGCUUAAAUGAAGGGCAGGAAGCAAAAGUGUGGGGUGAGGGCGAUCAGAAGAUUUUGGAUGCUGUCGCUGAGUUGCGGAAACUUCAAGAAGAAGGGGUGGUGAAGAGCAUUGGUAUUACAGGUCUGCCGCUCCCGACUCUGCUUCGCUUGGCCAUCCUUGUCCUGAACACUGCGCCCUAUCGUCCCCUCGAUGCGAUUCUCUCCUAUAGUCAUUUGACUCUACAGAACGACAGCCUUCUCUCUUUCCUCCCUGCCUUCAUCCGCCGCGCUAAGAUAUCGCAGGUGCUCACGGCAUCUCCGCUCUCAAUGGGACUCCUCACUGCAACUCCUCCCGCUUGGCAUCCUGCUUCGUCAGAUAUGCGUGCAGCUUCCGCAGAAGCGGUCGAGAGGUGUGCGGAAUGGGAGGGCGGAUUGCCCUCUGUGUCGAUCGGCUGGGCAAUCAAGUCGGCUGAGGGUGGGACUGGGAGCAGAGAAGGGAAGAUGCCGACGGUUGUGGGACUCAGCAACCUGAGAGAGGUACAUCAGGCUGUUGCGAUCUGGAGGCAGGUCAAGGACGGCGGUGAGGAAGAAGCGAGACAGCAGUAUGCGGAAGCGGCCGUCGGCGCAUUCAAGGCUAAUGGGACGAAAGAUUGGACCUGGUGAACACAAAGGAUUUUACGGCUCUCGUUUGUGCAUUGAAUUGCGAAUAUCACACACUAAUGGACAGGGCGAGCAGCUGUACUC
This is a messenger RNA of Heterobasidion irregulare TC 32-1, 1342 nucleotides long. RefSeq lists its product as uncharacterized. Gene Ontology annotation, molecular function: D-arabinose 1-dehydrogenase [NAD(P)+] activity. Gene Ontology annotation, cellular component: cytosol. Bases 74 to 1261 code for a protein of 395 amino acids. The record is from RefSeq and is a predicted model, not a curated record. The transcript has 5 exons. NCBI's taxonomy places the organism in Eukaryota, Fungi, Basidiomycota, Agaricomycetes, Russulales, Bondarzewiaceae. Gene Ontology annotation, biological process: dehydro-D-arabinono-1,4-lactone biosynthetic process.